GUCGCUCCCCCGGGGAUGGGGGAGAGGAGUUGCCCGCGGCAGCCACGCCCCCUCCUAACCAGUCCGGCCCCCACCCUCCCGACGGGUCGCCUCCCUCCCUCGCUCCCUGCCUGCCUCGCUCGGCCCCGCCCGCCACCCCGGGCCCCACUUCUCAGAGCCAGGCUGACUGCCAGGGGAGACACCAGGCUGACUCUCCCCGACGGGCCCUUGUCCCUCAGCAGGAGGGCGCAGGCGCCCGGGAUCGACGCUGAGCAGCCGGUGAGCUCUGAACGCCGGGGAAAGCGCCCUGCGGAGCCCCGGGGGGCCACCCCAGCGGAGGGGAGAGCUAGAGAAGGCGUCUGGGACCGCCCGCAGCCAGCGCUAUGGCCAUGGCAGAAAUCUGGGGAGCCUUGCAAGACAAACACAGAUUGCCAUAGUGAGUGCUGUGUCCUAAACACUUCUGUGCAGAAAAUUUGUAGGAGGAGGACGUUUUUCAGGCAGUGCAACUCUUGGCAGAAGUCUCUUGGAUAUAACUGCAAAGACUCUUCUGAGUGCUUCAGCAAUUGUUGCACAUAUACCAGCAAUAAUCACCAGAAAAUUUGUGCUCCGAGGACCAUUUUCCUGCAGUGUCUAUCUUGGAAAAAGGAAGAAGGAGAAGUCUGCAGUAGCCAUGAGGAGUGUAUAAGUGAUUGCUGCCUCAGGAGAGAAGAAGACGAAGUCUUCCAAUGCACAGAAAAGACAGGACUGUUUAUCAAAUGCUUACUUCUGCCUGCAAAAACAUACGAAAAUGAAAAGGACAUAUUUCAGAGAAAUAUCCGAGGAAAUUGGAGGAAAAGGAUGAAGGCUGCUCCGGUGACACAGCCAGUGACAUUGGCCGCCACAGGUAGAGGAGAGAGCAACUAGCAGUGGAAGCCAAGCCUGCCCCCACUGGCCUUUUCUCCACCCAAUGGGAAGCCAAGUAAAGGAGGGGCUACUCCUUUCUUCUUCCUGUUCAUCCCACCCAAUACAAUCCAGAUGGAGAUUCAGAACCAAGAGUCUACUCUUUCCAUUGUUUCUUUUCCCACUGAGGCAGCCAUCUUUUUGUUAAGCUUGAUUCAAUCAGAUAAAAGUGCAUUUACUUUG
Monodelphis domestica (gray short-tailed opossum) is the source of this 1101-nucleotide messenger RNA. RefSeq names its product leucine rich colipase like 1 (gene LRCOL1). The record is from RefSeq and is a predicted model, not a curated record. Lineage: Eukaryota; Metazoa; Chordata; Mammalia; Didelphimorphia; Didelphidae. Gene Ontology annotation, biological process: digestion; lipid catabolic process. Gene Ontology annotation, molecular function: enzyme activator activity. Gene Ontology annotation, cellular component: extracellular region.